Molecule: messenger RNA, 447 nt
Organism: Trichoderma asperellum CBS 433.97
Lineage: Eukaryota; Fungi; Ascomycota; Sordariomycetes; Hypocreales; Hypocreaceae
Molecular function (GO): RNA nuclease activity; RNA binding
Source: RefSeq, a predicted model, not a curated record
AUGAAAUCCCUAUUGGUAUUUAUCUUAGCGGCUGGAACAAGCUAUGCUGCUGAAAAUGUUCAAAAUAUCCCAGCUAAAGGACGUUUCAGAUGCAUUACUGGUAACACUACUGACUUUUCCAUUACUGCAAUUAAGGAUGGCUCAGCUAUAGCAGAAGGCUAUAUGCUUAAUGGCACUUAUGCGAAGGCCCCAAACGGGAAACUCUAUCCCACACGCUUCGCAAAUCGUGAGGGCUUCUCAUUCUCAGCACCUUGCAAAAAUCGUACCCUUUUGGAGCAUCCAGUGCAUGCCAGAGUACCGUAUGGCUAUACAGGGGGCACUCCAGGGGCAUACAGACUCAUUCUUGCAUACAACGACCCACAAACUGAGGCCAUAUUCUGCGGAAUGGUUGCGCAUUCCCAUAAAAAUGAGAAUGAUUUUGUCCAGUGUGCGUAUCAGCAGACAUAG